Amoebophrya sp. A120 is the source of this 4939-nucleotide messenger RNA. The record is from the annotation of a GenBank genome assembly. NCBI's taxonomy places the organism in Eukaryota, Dinophyceae, Syndiniales, Amoebophryaceae.
GUGAAGGUGAAACCCCAGGACACAGCUCGUCGCAAUCGUGCCUGUGUCACGUAAUCUCUCUUACCUCCGUUUUCGUUUGUUGGUGGAAUUCCUUUUGAAAAAUCCCCUUCUUUCUAUAGCGCUACGGACACGCGCGAGCGAACUUGAAAGUAUGAAAAGAUGUUGAAGCAAAGAAGCCGUGCACGCCGCGCAAAACUACUUGGAGCCCAGCACCAAGCCGAGUUCUGAAGAUAGGAGACCUUUGAAGGAGACAGGCCCAAAGAGGGGCGGCAGCCGCAACCAUGGCAGCGGAGCAAGCAUACCGCACUCACGAUGAGUAUGCGGUCACGCUCCAAAACCUGCUGGCCACCGAGUCUGCUGAAAAGGAAAUGUCCCAAGGAGAGCUUCACAGGUACUAGUAUUUCCAUGGUUUAAGAUUACCAUUGUUGUCGUCGUCAUCGAAUGUUGUUUGUAUGUUCAUCGUGGACCGGAAAAAGCACGGCCUGUAUGGGAUCGUGGAAAAAUAAAUUGGCGCUUUCAGGUGGAAGAAGACGAUUGACAGUCACCGGCGACAGCUGGUGAGCUUGAUCCAGGACGGCAUAAAUCGCAAGGGCGAAAAUGUGUGGAAAAGGCUGCAGGACGAGGUGCAGACAUUUGAGGAGGAUCUCCGGAAGCUCCAAAGCAAGGGCGCCGACGCUGACGGAGAGGGCGGUACACUUUGAUUUGAUGUACCCGCGGAAGUUCUGGAAAGGGCAAUAAGUAGAAUUGUUGCGUCGAGCUGAUGUUUGUUGUGGGUGCUUUCGGUUUAUUUAUUAAGAAGAGCGCAUCAUGAAACUCACCGCGCAACAUCAGGGUCCCCCCGGCGCACGUACGAUGUGCUACGAGCAAGUUUGAAUGAGACGCAGCGACGGUGCGAGAGCCUGAAUAGCGAUAUGAUGUCCCAACAGGAAGCGAACGGGCAGUUGGUUUCGAGUCUAAACACCUGCAAAAACAACAACAAGGAGCUGCUGCAGCAGAUUCAGCAACAAACCGCCGAAAUCACGCGGCUCACCCAAGAACGCAUCGCGGACGAGCAGAAGAUGGAUUUGAUGCAGAGGCAUCACAGACAGGAGGAAGAAACGUGGAAGCAAGACGGCUAUCGCCGGCUCCAUGUGCUGCGGGACCAGGGGGAUGAAAGGUAUAUUUAUUUUCAACAUCUUGCGGAUUCACUUCGCGAAUGUGCAAACAAAAACAUUCACACGUUGUAUUCUGAUCCGCAAUUCUUUCCCACCGUGAGGAUUUCACCAAAAAGGUUUUCUACUACCGCCACGCACUUGACAUCCAAGUUGAAGUUUGUGCAAGCCCGAGGCGCGGUUCUACAGGAGGAAACGGAGGGUCUUCGCGCACAGACGGGCGAGCAGCGCUCGCAGCUCUUGGGGAUGAAGGACAGCAUGCUGAACUCGUUUCAAGGAGUCAAUGUCCGAAUGCUGCAAGAAAUGGACGCCAAAGAGAAACAGCACCGCGCCACCAGAGAAAAGCUGAAGGACCGCAUCAAGGACCUGGAGCUCAAGCUUAUGGAGGUAUCUAGUACACCCAGUCAAUUUUUUUCCGCAUUGCUGCGCGACGGCAACACGCGCAUGAAUCUUCUAAAGCGUUUUGGUAUCUUUUUGCAUAUGAAGAUCAUGAUGUGACACGAAGCGUGCUCCUUCCCAUUAUGAAGUCGAAACGUCACCCCCAAUACCCCAACAGGAACACGAGUUCCACGGGCACGAGGUGAGUUCGUGGUCGCAUCGCUAUGUCGGCGUGCAGGCGGAGAAGGAAGAUUUGCAGGCACGCAUGGACCGGGAGCUGAGUAUGCUGACGGCGCAGAAACAGGGGUUGGACCGCAGCGUGAAGGCGGAGCUGAACCUGUACGAGACGGAGCUGGGCAAAUUGAAGAGCACGAUUCAGGACUGCCAAAAGGCGCGAUCCGACCUGGAGAAGCAACUGGACGACGCGAAAAGGGAGGUGUUUCGCUUGCAGUCGGUCUACGGCAGCAUAGAGACGGAGGUGCAGUGCAAGGACUCGGUCGUGAGCGACCUGCGGAAGCAGCUGCGCGACGCCGACGACGCGCUGUCUGCCGCCGUGGCGGGCAACGAGCACUUGCGGUGCCAGAUGGAGGAGCAGCGGCUGCGGUUCCAAGACAUGAACGAGGGCGAGGCGGCCCGGCUCCGGAACUCCUACGAGGAGAAGGUGCAGAAGCUGCAGGAACAGCAGCAAAACGAGACCCAGCUGCUCGAGUUCCAGAUCAAGAGCCUCGACGAAGUCCUCGGCGAAAAGGACCAGCAGCGGGAACGCCUCCUCAAAAUGAUGGAGCAGCUGCAGUCCGAGUGCGGCGUUUUGGAGCGGGACGUGGCCAUCUGGAAAACCACCUUCGACCAGGGGGUGCGGAACCGGCACGACCUAGAGCGCGAAUACGCACUCUGUCGCCAGGAGUGGUACUCGCAUUUUUGUUUUUGCUUGUUCGUGGAGUAAAGUAGCCCUGGUUUUGUUUAUUGUGUUGAUUUCAGCGAAGAUAACUUAUGAUCUGUGCCUUAGGUUUCAUCCGUCUUGCAGCCACAGUAGCGAUGACGAAAACUUGACGUGCGUGCUGUACCAUUUCGGCAUUAAGCUAGUGUGGUUAAUAGCAUCUAGCGAAAGAACUUAUCGAAUCAUCACAACAGGGCAAGACAGAAGCUUACGGUGAUUGAGACCACAGAGACAAACGACAGCAAGCGACAAACGCUGGAAACGGAGCUGAAAUUCCUUACCGACAGUUUUAUCGAUUACAAACGCCAGGCUGCCAGCAAGGAAACGGAACUGCAAGGUAGUUUUACUCAUCAUGUAUGCGACGUAGCUUCAUAUGCAUGCUGCGAGCGCUCCUGGGUCAUCUGAAUGACUUGGCACGUCCAAUCGGCCGAUCGGUUGAACCAAAAACCGCAAUCGUUCUCCAGGUCGCAUCAACAGUUUCGAAGACGUUCUGAAGACCACGAAGGCACACCAGGCGGAGGCGCAGGCCUCCCUCACGGACGUACUCGACGUGAUCGGCAAGACGAAGCAGGACGCCAGCCUCCAGUUGCAGAUCUCCACGGAGACCUGCUGUCAACUGGAGCGCGACCUCGAGCAGAAGAAGCUGGAGUGGGACGAGGAGCGCAAGCGCCUCGACGUUUGCCUCGAAAACGAGCGCCGGGACGCGUCGGAUAGCAGAGAAAAGUACUAACAACAUCUUCGAGACGUCUUGUUUCUACUAGUUUGUCGUUGCAAAAUUGCUCUUCUGGUGUACUGCUGAUUUAAGGCAUCCAGUCGUAUCUUCAGGACAAGCCUCGUAAGUACAACAACUACUUCAUGCUAGUAUUUUACUGACUCUCGUCUUCCACUUCUACGCACUAGCUGUAACCGUAUCGCUCCCUCAGGUACGAGAAGUGGCGGGAGCAGCACGCGGUGGCGCUGAAGCAGGUGUCAGAGGAGAGCUCGGCGAAGAUUGGCGCGCUGGAGGACGAGAAGAAGCGGCGCGAGGAGCAGUUCGCGAAGGAGGAGGGUGGGUUGCAGGCGUCCAUCCAGCAGAACCUCGGCAAGGUGGAGUCGCUGAAGCAGGAGGCCGGGCGGUUGCGACACACGGUGCAGGACGCGAACAACAAGUUCGCCCAGCUGCGCCACGAGGUGGAGCGGGAGGAGCGGGAGAUGCAGUUCCAGCACAACCAGUACUACGAGGAACUGAAAACGCUGGCCGCACAAGUCGAGGAGUCGAAGCGCAACGAGGCCACCAUCUUGAAACACUUGGAGGCCACGGCUUUGCGGAACGACCUGGAAACCAAGCGCCUCGUGAAAGAGCUUGAGGAAACCAAAGGUAGCCACAGUGAAUUGGUUUCCAGUGUGCAUUCACCUAGAGGAGGUUGAUUUAUUUGAAGUUUCAGUCGCACGGUAUAUGGAAAAUAAAGAAUGCUUUAUUUUUGAGGAUACUGUGGUCAGAAACACGCAUGAAAAUGAAAAAUAGAAAUCGGCGGCACGACGCUGGGCCAAGCGGAGCACAAGCUAAGCAAGUUCAAAGAGACUUACGCCGAGACGCUGGAGGGUACUUCGCAAAAGUACAGUCAGGAGCUGGGGAAGGAACAGCAACGCCUUGACACGCUCAGCCGCGAGAACGAACAAUUGAAGACGUUUUUGCGUGAAGACAUGGGCAUUGUUUCCUAGACUCAUAGAUUUGAGCAGCUGUCGCGAAAGCGAAGCAUUUUUUUUACCGGAAUAGAAAAGUUUAGAACAGUAGUGAGAAUAACCUUGUUAACUGAAUCGAGUAUACUGACAGAAAAAUUUAGAAUUACUUAUUUUAGCAAAACAGCGUUGACCGACGCGAAAGCCGCUAGGCGGCGAGAGAGAGAAUAAUUAGUGAGAAGGAAACACGUCGCCUCUGUACCUCCCCUGGAGGUUGGUUGCGCUUUUAUGUCUUUGGUUGUGUGCUCUCGCUUCUUUAUCAUGGUCCUAUUUUUCAUUUCGCAUAUUUCGACGCAGGAAAUCGAAAACUCGUGAGGCAUGAGGAUUUCCCAUUGAGUUUUUUCACUGACGCAAAAACAAAAAUGAACGACGCUAUUAAAUACCGACUUUGAAGAUAGCGGGGAGCAAACUGGUACUUGCAUGAUGGAACUAACGCGGCUUUGGUUUGUACAUAUGCGCAAUUGAUGAAGAUGAACACAACUACCUUUACAUGAGUGAGAAAGUGUCGAUAUUCAAGCCAGCGAGUCUGACACGCGCAGCAACGCGUCGUGAGCCACAAGGCUUCUCGCAAACCGAUGUUUUUGAGGAGAAGGAAUGAGCGAAGGGAAGUAUUUGUAUCUCCACGAAGAGAUGUAGUACAGAUGAUGAAGCAGAUUCAGUCCAAAAGAUCUCUGAUCUCGAUGGAAUGCCCGAGAACGUGAAAACAAAAAGUCAGCACCGACCAUCUGUGGAAAGUACAGCAGAACUCGGCGCU